Molecule: messenger RNA, 1011 nt
Organism: Ziziphus jujuba (common jujube)
Lineage: Eukaryota; Viridiplantae; Streptophyta; Magnoliopsida; Rosales; Rhamnaceae
Product: psbP-like protein 1, chloroplastic
Exons: 8
Coding region: 107-850 (247 amino acids)
Biological process (GO): photosynthesis
Cellular component (GO): photosystem II; photosystem II oxygen evolving complex; extrinsic component of membrane
Molecular function (GO): calcium ion binding
Source: RefSeq, a predicted model, not a curated record
GGAGGAGAGAGUAACGAGGAUAAGCGAAUUAAAUCCUAAUAAAAAAGAUAAGGCGAACACCCAACACUUCCUGGUUCACCCACAUCUCUGCAGCACACCACCAACAAUGACUUCCCUGCAAAAUUCAACCUCAAUUAAUCAAACCCUCUUCCUCAAUUCCUUCCCUCAGUGGGUUCAGUUGCAGAAGCACCAUGCUACUUUCUCUUUCUGUAGAAGGAGGUUUUCACUUCUUGUUAGGUCCCAGCAAGCAUCACCACCACCUCCAUCAUCAACAUGCUCUUCUUCUCAAGAUAGACCUGGGAGACGCCAAGUCCUUGCUGCAGGCAUAAUUGCCUCUUGGGUUUCUCUGGUUAAUCAAAAUUCUGUAUCAUUUGCUGCAGAAAAUAAAAAGGGAUUUAUGUCGGUAUUGGACAAGAAGGAUGGAUACUCGUUUCUCUAUCCGUUUGGGUGGCAGGAAGUAGUCAUUGAUGGCCAAGACAAGGUAUUUAAGGAUGUCAUUGAACCAUUAGAAAAUGUCAGUGUGAAUUUGAUUCCAACAAACAAGCAAGACAUUCGAGAAUUUGGACCCCCAAAAGAGGUUGCUGAAACUUUAAUCAAGAAGGUUCUGGCUCCUCCUAACCAGAAAACAAAGCUCAUCAAUGCAACCGAGCAUGACGUUGAUGGGAAAGCGUAUUACACAUUUGAGUUCGUUGCUCAAGCUCCAAAUUAUACUCGUCAUGCGCUCAGCACAAUCUCUAUUGGCAACGGUAAGUUUUACACUUUGACAACAGGGGCCAAUGAAAGGAGGUGGGGUAAGAUGCAAGACAAAUUGCAGUCCAUCGUGGAUUCCUUCAAAAUUUUCAAUGUUUGAUCUUUGAUGUGCUUAUUAUUUGAUUCCCUUCCGUUCUCUGAUUAGGUAGUCUUUACUCUUUGAUCCGAGCACCAUUGUACACUUUCCAGAUACGAGGCUCUAUCUUUUGUCUCUUUGCUUGUGUUCUUUAUCUAGUCGUUCCUUCUGCUUUUGGUUUCUUA